This is a messenger RNA of Magnolia sinica, 822 nucleotides long. Its product is annotated as alpha carbonic anhydrase 7-like. Lineage: Eukaryota; Viridiplantae; Streptophyta; Magnoliopsida; Magnoliales; Magnoliaceae. The record is from RefSeq and is a predicted model, not a curated record. The transcript has 7 exons. Bases 1 to 822 code for a protein of 273 amino acids. Gene Ontology annotation, molecular function: zinc ion binding; carbonate dehydratase activity.
AUGAAGCUAAACAAGCCCAUCUUCCUUUCAUCUUUUCUCAUCAUCUUUCUCUUGAAUUCCAUGCUAGUUGCAUCUCAGGAAGUUGAGAACGAGGAGGAGUACUUCAAUUACAUUGAAGGGAGUGAUAAGGGUCCAGAUCACUGGGGCCAAAUCCAUAAAGACUGGGCCGCUUGCGGCAAUGGUGAUAUGCAAUCUCCCAUCGAUUUGUUGAAUGAGAAGGUGGAGGUGGUACACCAUUUGGGGAGGCUGAAGAGAAGAUACAAGCCAUCCAAUGCAUCUCUAGUGAAUAGGGGUCAUGACAUUAUGCUUAAAUGGGAAUAUGGAGCCGGAUCGCUGUUCGUGAACGGAAUGGAAUAUGUACUCAGACAGUGUCAUUGGCACUCACCUUCAGAGCACACCGUCGACGGUCAGAGGUACAAUCUAGAGGUGCACAUGGUCCAUGAGAGUUUAGACAAAAAGAUAGCUGUGGUUGGGAUCAUGUAUAAAAUCGGAAGAAGAGAUAAGUUUCUCACCGAGUUGAUGGACUACGUACGUGCCAUCAGCAAUUCAAAAGAUGCGGAAAAAGUGGUGGGCCUUGUUAAUCCAAAACAUAUAAAACUAGGUUCGAGGAAAUAUUAUAGGUACAUGGGCUCUCUCACCACUCCUCCAUGCACGGAAGGUGUCACGUGGACCAUCAUAAAAAAGGUGAGGACCGUUUCGAGGGAGCAGGUGCGGUUGUUCAGGGAAGCAGUCCGUGACGAUUCGCAGAUGAAUGCUAGGCCCACACAGGAUACGAACAAUCGAACGGUCCACCUCUAUAGUCCACGAAGAAUUCAUACCUAG